This is a messenger RNA of Dujonia railenensis, 1029 nucleotides long. NCBI's taxonomy places the organism in Eukaryota, Fungi, Ascomycota, Pichiomycetes, Serinales, Debaryomycetaceae. The record is from the annotation of a GenBank genome assembly.
AUGGAACAUCCACGUAAGAAACAGAAGACAGAAACUUCAGAGUUGCUAGAGAAAUAUGAGAGCCUCAAGGCUUCUCUUCGAGAUCAAAACUCCGAAGCCCAUAAAGGUGAGGCUACACAGUUGGUGAUACAUAACUUAAACAAGCUUAAGGAAAUCUACGGAAUUAUCCAGAAUGAACAUAACAGAGACACAAGGGUGCAGUUGAAGGAUUCAGAGAUACUUCUGGAUGCUUCUAAGUUUGCUGCAACUAACGCUCAAAACAUCAAGCUCGGUGAUCUGGGUGUAGCAUUAAGUUCGGAUGAUGUGCUUCGUAAAAUAAAAAAGUAUAUGAAUCCGUAUGCUGAGGAAUAUCCCGAUGGCAAUGACAGUGGAAAUGUUGAAAAUGGUGAGCCAUUCUUCAAUUCUUUCAACUGGUCUAAGCUAGGAUCUCUUUAUCUCCAAGUAAGCUCGAAGCCCAUUUUCAAUGGAUUUCUAUAUGGUCCAUUGGAGACUGAAAGAAGGAAGAUUAACGUAAGAGCCAGAGUUUUGGACGAUACACAAUCGAAUGGAGUUGUAACGACUGCUAAAAAUGUGCAGGCUACAGACAUUGAGUCGAACCAGGAGCAAAACACUGCUCAUAUGGUGAAAAAUGUAUAUAGAAAGUUUAUAGAAAACCAGGACGAAGAAGAUGAAGAUAACGAAGAUGAGGGAGUGAACUUCUUUAAGUUUUUCAUAAACCCGAACUCGUUUGGGCAGUCUGUGGAAAACUUGUUCUUUACAAGUUUCCUAAUUAAAGACGCCAAGUUGAAAUUGACCAUGGAUGAAGAAGGCACCCCCAUUCUCCAGGGCGUAGAUCCUGACGAACUAGACGGCGAAGACGACGAAGAUGAAAAUGAUGAGGAGGAAACGAAAACUCAUAAUACAAACCAUUUCAUAGCUACUUUCACGUACAACACUUGGAAGGAGUUGAUACGAAAGUAUAACAUAACAGAGACUUACUUGGGAAACCGGCCGGAGCCUGAAGAUACAUUUGAAGAAGACGAUAUAUAA